Molecule: messenger RNA, 2042 nt
Organism: Aspergillus saccharolyticus JOP 1030-1
Lineage: Eukaryota; Fungi; Ascomycota; Eurotiomycetes; Eurotiales; Aspergillaceae
Product: cytochrome P450
Exons: 4
Coding region: 249-1790 (513 amino acids)
Molecular function (GO): heme binding; oxidoreductase activity, acting on paired donors, with incorporation or reduction of molecular oxygen, reduced flavin or flavoprotein as one donor, and incorporation of one atom of oxygen; iron ion binding
Source: RefSeq, a predicted model, not a curated record
GACUGACCAUCUCUUGCGCCUCCGGCUGCUACAAUCUCAUUAACGUACUCCUUAUAGUGAGUAUGAGUAGCUCUUGGGGCGGUUUGGGACAUGUGCCUCCACCAAAUUCACCCCCGUACUGCACCGUCCAGGGGCCUUUGACUUAAGUAUAAAUACUUCAUUUUUUCUUUCAGACCACUCACAAUUGUUUGAAAUUUUCUCCAAAUUAUCUGAUUUCUACUGUCGUGAAUAUCAGUCCCACCGAUAGCAUGCUGGCUCCAACCGUCCUGUUCAUUGGGGCAAUAUACCUGACAUACCACAUCCUACGCUCCUUUCAACAAGCAUUCAGGAACCGCAGAACAGCAAAAUCACUGGGCUGUGAGCCUCCCCAGAAAGUCCCAUCAGACCCUUUGGGUCUUAUGAAUUUCUUCGAGCUCGCACAAGCAGCCAAGGAUAGCCGGGUGGUUGAGGCUAUAGCCGGAUACUACGAUCAGUAUGGUCCCACUUACAGCUUAACCGGGCUGGGCGGAGUGACAAUUGUGUCCACAAGUGAGCCUGAGAACCUGAAGGCGCUUCUAGCUACCCAGUUUCAUGACUUUAGUCUGGGCACGCGGCACCGCGAGUUCUAUCCGCUACUCGGGGACGGAAUUUUCACCCUGGAUGGUACGGGCUGGUCGCAUGCCCGGAGCUUGUUGAGGCCGCAGUUCACGCGGGAUCAGGUGGCUGAUCUAGAUUUGAUGGACAGUCACGUCUCCCGACUAAUCGAACUGAUUCCAAAGAAUGGGAUUGACUUCGACAUACAGCGUCUCUUCUUCCUGCUGACUAUCGACUCGGCAACACAUUUCCUAUUUGGCGAGCCCGUCAACGCAAUGCACUCUUGCGGUCAGACAGGUGUAUUGGAGAAGACGGCCGUUGGAGAUGCACAGGGCUUUGCUGAAGCAUUCAAUUUGUCGCAGGAGUAUUUGUUCACUCGCAACCGAUUCAUGGGUCUGUACUGGUUGAUCAACCCCAAAAAAUUUCAAGAUGCUUGCAGACGCGUGCACGAAGUAGUCGAUCACUACGUCCAGCUGGCCCUUGAGUCCAAGAAGAAUCCCGACAAGAGUGAGAGCAGAUAUAUCUUCGCUGAGGCGCUGGCGGCGGAGACGAAUGACCCAAGGGUGCUGCGUGACAACAUGCUCAAUAUCCUUUUAGCAGGUCGCGAUACGACCGCCAGUUUGCUGAGUUCUGCUUUCUUCUACCUGGCGCGUCAUCCCCAUGUCUGGGACCGGCUUCGGGGGGCUAUCAUUGAAGAGUUUGGGGACAGUUUGCAUCCACGAGGGAAGAUCACGCAGGGCAGAUUGAAGGAUAUCCCGUACUUGAGAUAUUUCCUGAACGAAGUCCUCCGAUUAUUGCCUCCUGUACCAUUCAACUUUCGUGUGGCCGUCAAAGAUACUUCACUUCCGGUAGGCGGCGGUCCGGAUGGCAAGGCCCCAAUAUUCAUUCGCAAGGGUCAGCUCGUCACAUACUCUGUUUAUGCGAUGCAUCGUCGAGAGGAUCUCUACGGACCUGACUCAAGGAGCUUCAGGCCCGAACGUUGGGAAGAGGGUGCCAGUCGAGGCUGGGACUUCUUGCCGUUCAACGGCGGACCUCGGAUCUGUCUUGGCCAACAAUAUGCCCUCACUGAGGCGAGCUAUACCCUGGUCCGCUUGCUGCAGCAAUUCGAUGGGAUCGAGAAUGCCGCACCGGCGGUGGAGGAACCCAGAAUCAUGUCCAAUCUGACGUUGUCGCAUUUGCAUGGGGUGAGUAUUCGACUGUAUCCAGCGAUGUCGUAGGAUUUGGCAAUCGUGUGAUACCUUUCUUUUCGAUUCUCUGUGUAUCUAUGCAAACGUUGUCUGGGCGAUUAAGCACCUCAUCUUCAGUGAGACAAGUCUAUAUUGACGCGGGUGGAGCUGGAUGCUACUCUCCCCUCAUAAUUCUGAGACAUAACUAUACACAAAAUGCUACAUUUCCCUGCAGAUCCUGCCGGUCUUCUGUGCUAAUGAAACAUCUGACGUAUCUUCUCUUCCAUAUGUGUAUUGCUUUCU